AUCAUCAUCAUCAUGUGGAAGCUCAGGGUUUCAGAGGGAAAAGAGGAUCCUUGGGUGAAGAGUGUGAACGAGAACAUAGGGAGACAGUACUGGGAGUUCGACCAUUAUAGCAGCUUGUCACCUCAACACACAGCUCAACUCCAACACCUUCGCUAUCUCUUUCAUGUCAACCGCUUUCACUCCAAACAAAGUUCUGACCUUCUAAUGAGGCUUCAGUUUGCAAGGGAGAAUAAUAAGCCAGUGGAGAACACAAUAACAAAAGGAGUGAAGGUGGAAAGUGGAGAAGAAAUAAGCAGCAAGGAAGAAGUGAAAAUCACGUUGAGAAGAGCCUUGUCAUUCUUUUCAACUUUGCAAACUCAAGAUGGUUUUUGGCCCAGUGAUUGUAGCGGUCCUUUGUUUCUUCUACCAGGACUGGUAAUUGGAUUGAGUGUGACAGGGGCUCUAAAUGCCAUUUUACCCCUUGAGCAUCGACGCGAGAUCUGUCGUUUCAUCUACAAUCAUCAGAAUGAAGAUGGAGGAUGGGGACUACACAUAGAAGGACGAAGCACCAUGCUCAGUAGUGGACUAAGCUACGUGGCUCUGCGAUUGCUCGGAGAAAGCAUGGACGACGGUGGCGAUGAUGGAGCCAUGCACAAAGCCAGAUCAUGGAUACUCCGCCAUGGUGGCCUUACCUACAUUCCUUCAUGGGGCAAAAUGUGGCUCUCGGUCCUUGGAGUAUAUGAAUGGAGUGGCAACAAUCCAAUACCUCCAGAGCUAUGGCUUCUUCCAUACACUUUAAAUCCUAUGCACCCAGGAAGAAUGUGGUGUCACUGUAGAAUGGUGUAUCUGCCAAUGUCAUAUCUAUAUAGGAGAAAAUUUGUGGGUCCUGUUAGCUCCUUGGUUUUGUCUCUUAGGAAAGAGCUUUAUACUCUUCCCUACCAUCAAAUCGACUGGGAUGCCUCUCGUAACCUUUGCCAUAAGGAGGAUUUGUAUUAUCCACAUCCAAAGAUACAGGACAUACUUUGGGAUUGCCUGCAUAAGAUAGGAGAACCUCUUCUCAAGAGUUGGCCUUUGUCGAAGCUAAGGCAGAGGGCUCUUCAUACUGUCAUGCAACAUAUCCACUACGAAGACCAAAACACUAAUUACGUCUGCAUUGGCCCAGUCAACAAGGUACUCAACAUGGUUUGCUGUUGGGUAGAGGAUCCACAUUCUAAUGCAUACAUGUCUCACCUUUCCCGAGUAAAAGAUUACCUUUGGCUGGCUGAAGAUGGUUUGAAAAUGCAGAUAUAUAAUGGGUCUCAACUAUGGGAUUGUGCUUUGGCCGUUCAAGCCAUCGUGGCAACCCGUUUGGAAGACGAAUAUUACAGUUCAAUGCUUAAGAAAGCUCACUACUUCAUCAAAAAAACACAAAUAAGAAAAAACAGUCGGGGUAAUGUAAGUGAGUGGUAUCGCCACAUUACAAAGGGAGGAUGGACCUUCUCAACUCCUGACAAUGGUUGGCCUGUCACUGAUUGUACUGGCGAAGCUUUGAAGGCAGCCGUCUUACUAUCAGAAAUGGCAUCUGAGAUUGUGGGAGAAGCCAUACCAGAAGAUCACCUUAAGGAUACUAUUCAUCUUCUUUUAUCUCUACAAGACAAGAAUAAUGGAGGGUUUGCACCCUAUGAACUCACAAGAUCCUACGCUUGGCUGGAGUUGAUGAAUCCAUCUGAGAUAUUUGAAGACAUCAUGAUCGAACACCAGUACGUGGAGUGCACAGCAUCAGUGAUCAAAGGGCUGAAGUCAUUCACAGAGAAAUACAAGGAGCACAGGAAGAAAGAGAUCGAAGAAUGCAUAGAAAAGGCGGCAGAGUUCAUAGAGAGCAAGCAAGAAAAAGAUGGGUCGUGGUAUGGAUCAUGGGGUGUGUGCUACACCUACGCCACUUGCUUCGCCGUAGAGGGCCUGGUCGCCGCCGGCCGCACCUACCACACCAGUCCUUCCAUUAGAAGAGCUUCUCGUUUCUUGCUCUCCAAGCAACUUCCUUCUUCUGGGGGUUGGGGUGAGAGUUAUCUUUCAUGCACAAACAAGGUGUACACCAAUUUGGAAGGAGAUAAACCACACUUGGUAAACACUGCAUGGGCCAUGUUAGCUCUCAUCGAAGCUGGCCAGGCCGAGAGAGAUCCCACACCCUUGCAUCAGGCUGCAAAAUUGUUGAUUAAUUCACAAAUGGAAAACGGGGAUUUUCCACAACAGGAAAUUAUGGGAGUGACCAAUGGAAGCUUGAUGAUCAGCUAUACUGCGUACAGAAACAUAUUCCCUAUAUGGGCCCUUGGAAACUACUUCACUCGGGUUUUGUUGCCUUCUUCUAACAAUAUAUAAUAUAUUAUCGUAAGCUGAUUUGGUAUAAAUAAUAAAUCAUUGGCAUUUAUUGUCAAUUUUUUCAGUCUAUUUAUUAGUACUAUGUUUGUUUGUUUGUUUAAUUAUGUAAAAACGUUAAAUUUAAGUCAAUAUAGCUAGUAAUGGAUGCAUGUGUGGACGGUAAAAAUUAUAUGUUCAAAGCUAUGUAUUAUGAAUGAAUAAAACCAAAAAAGCUCAUCUCAUGAGUGCUACUGGUGAUGUGUAUUAAGUAUCUUGUGUUUUGAUAAA
Molecule: messenger RNA, 2601 nt
Organism: Humulus lupulus (European hop)
Lineage: Eukaryota; Viridiplantae; Streptophyta; Magnoliopsida; Rosales; Cannabaceae
Product: cycloartenol synthase-like
Exons: 15
Coding region: 13-2334 (773 amino acids)
Biological process (GO): triterpenoid biosynthetic process
Cellular component (GO): lipid droplet
Molecular function (GO): intramolecular transferase activity
Source: RefSeq, a predicted model, not a curated record